AGACUUUACAGAAUUCCCGUUGCUAUGACAACAACAAAAAUAAAUAAAUUAAUCGAUAAAACAUCACGAAUUAUUUUGUGAAUAAAAUUUAGUUUAAAAGGAAUUUAAUUAGCAAAUUACUUAUGAAUAUUUUAAAAAAGCCGAUUGAUUACGAGGGCUUGGAGGAGGAACUUGAAGAGGCUCUAAAAGAAGAUACUUUGUAUGAAUUACGAAACAGCGCAAAACUGAGAGCUGUUGAGCAACGAGUGCCUACUUAUGAACACUUUCGGCAAAUGGUGAAUGGUGCGCAUUUGAAACCACUAGAGCCGAAAGACAAAGCGGAGAAAACGAAAGUUUCUUGGAACCGAGAGAGUGGAAAUUUGGAGAUUCGAAAUUUUGAGGAAAAAAGGCUUGAUGGUUGUGAUAAAUUAUCUAAGAGUGGGAGAAAAUUUUUUGAGGAAUUCGGGCAGCAUGGUAACAAUAAGUUUAAUGCCCUGCAUGAUAACAGAGCCAAAUUGAGAGAGAUGUUCAAGAUAGAAUUACCCGCGGAUGUUUUGGGAGAAAUUUUAAGCGUUUGUCUAGAAAAUUUUGAUGGAAAUUCCGAAAAAAUCUUAGAUAUUCUUCAAGAGAUUAGCGAGUGUCGCAGAUUUCAACUGACCGCAACUUUUAUGAGCGAAAGUGAUAAGUUAAUUUGCGAAAAAUUGUUUUGCCAACUGAUUUCUGAAGGAAGUCCGGUUGAUAAACUUGCUAAUAAGUUCCAUGUGAAUUUUAAAGAUUAAAACUUUUUUCAAAAUUAAUAAUUGUAAAAUUUACC
This is a messenger RNA of Cotesia glomerata, 793 nucleotides long. RefSeq names its product coiled-coil domain-containing protein 103. Gene Ontology annotation, biological process: inner dynein arm assembly; determination of left/right symmetry; epithelial cilium movement involved in extracellular fluid movement. NCBI's taxonomy places the organism in Eukaryota, Metazoa, Arthropoda, Insecta, Hymenoptera, Braconidae. The coding region runs from base 123 to 758 and encodes 211 amino acids. The transcript is spliced from 3 exons. The record is from RefSeq and is a predicted model, not a curated record. Gene Ontology annotation, cellular component: outer dynein arm.